Molecule: messenger RNA, 1505 nt
Organism: Planococcus citri (citrus mealybug)
Lineage: Eukaryota; Metazoa; Arthropoda; Insecta; Hemiptera; Pseudococcidae
Product: modular serine protease-like
Exons: 8
Coding region: 203-1462 (419 amino acids)
Cellular component (GO): plasma membrane
Molecular function (GO): protein binding
Source: RefSeq, a predicted model, not a curated record
CUAACUGUAUGAAUAUGACGUCGCUAUGAUUAAGAAGUAGAAAAACAAGUUGUUCACACUUGGUGCCAAUACCUAGGAUACACUUGAAACAAAACUAAUAAUAUUCAUUCUUAACGAAUGGAAUUCAAUUUUUUUUUCGUUAUUUUUCGUAACUUUUGGUUGAUAAUUGUUUUAUGAAUACUUCGGUGUACUUUUUGGAACAAUGAAAUCGAAUACGCGAAUAGAUAUUAUAAAAAAUUUUGAUAUCAAUUGCAUUUAUAUCUUAUUGUUUUAUUUCAGUCUGUGUUUUAACGCAAAUUAUUCUUCUAGUGAUUUUACGUUGGAAAGGCCUAAAAGACAGACUACGAAUUGUUCAGACACGCAGUUUCAUUGCUCAGACGGACAAUGCAUCGAUGAUUCACUAGUUUGCGAUGGAAUAGCACACUGCUCAAAUAAUUCUGAUGAAAAUGAGGAACGAUGUCUUCAUAUGUACUGCCCAUCGUAUAGUUUUAGAUGUGCGUAUGGAGCUUGCAUCGAUAGCACAACAAUAUGUAAUGGAAAGCCAGACUGUGCAGAUAAUUCUGAUGAAUCACCAUCCAUUUGUCCAUCUAACAACGUGGUAAAUCAUGAAACUGUCUGUGGAGAAAAUAAUUUUCUGUGUGCCUCAUCUACGAAGUGCAUCAAGAUAGAUUCAAUUUGCGAUGGAUCGAACGACUGUUAUGAUGGUUCAGAUGAAACUUACGAACUUUGCAAAAAUACACCAUGUGACAAACGAUUCUUUCGAUGUGAUUAUGGAGCUUGCAUAGACAUGAAUUACCGCUGUGAUGGUAUCAAACAGUGCAUUGAUGGAUCUGAUGAAUCAGCUCGAACAUGUAACAAAAGAAAUAAAAACGGAACUGAAAGACAGACAACAACACCUGUUUCUAUCUCUAGUGAAUUUUGCACUAUUCCUUCAUCCUUUCUUGAUAAAACUGUCAAAUAUCAAUGUCACGGAAAAUCUGAAAAAUCGUGCUAUACAAACGGCGAUAAAGUAGCACGUCAACUCACAGUUGCAACAUUCCAGUGCAAUCUGGGAUAUGCUCGAAAAGAAGGAAAUAAAUUCCAGUCAGUUUGCCUAGAUUUGGGAUGGCAGCCUCCAAUUUUCAAUUGUACUAAAAUAUGCGAUAAAUUGACUCCGGUCGAUGCAGAUCUCAAAUGUUACCACAACGGCGUAAGUGUUAGUUGCGAAGAUGAUUUAAUUGCUGGAACAAUAGUACAUCCAAUUUGUAAACAGUCGCACGUGUACAAAGAUUUUGUACCAGUUUACGAAGAAAUAGUCUGUCAAGAAGACGGAAAAUGGAAUAACCCUUUACUUACUUGUAUUCCUGGCACAGCAGGUUACAACCUAAUACACAUCAACAUUGUCAUUUUAUACCUACUCUUACUCGCUUUAUUUUUUUAUUUCCGAAGAAAACUUUCAAAAAUUCUUAAUGGUAAAAUAUGACAUGUGAUGAAGAAACAUUAAAAAUAUUUUCCAUUGCGUUUAA